AUGGCAGCUGCAUACCCCCCUGGCGGAACCUUUUUUCAAACCCUCAAGAAGAGCUUCGCAGACGUCCCUGUCGACGAGGCCAAGGACAGGGCCAUCUCGACCACCGAGUUCCUAGAGGCUGCUGAGAGCACCACCACUCUUUUCGAUGUCCUGGGCUCCGUGGCCUUCAAGCCCGUCAAGGGUGACAUGAGCGGCAACAUCAAGAAAAUCCGCGACAGGCAGCUUGCUGCGCCAGCCCAGUCAGAGACGCUCCAGGAGCUUUGCUUGAACGAGCUCAAGGAGAAGAAGCACACUGCCACCGAAGGUCUCCUGUGGCUGACUCGUGGCCUCGACUUCACUGCUCAGGGUCUCCGUCACAACAUCUCCAACCCCUCCAAGGAGCUCGCCGACUCCUUCCGCGACGCCUACGGCAACACACUCAAGCCCCACCACUCCUUCAUGGUCAAGCCCGUCUUCAGCGCUGCCAUGAGCGCUACACCUUACCGCAAGGACUUCUACAGCAAGCUUGGCGAUGAUGACAGCAAGGUCCAGGCUGAGCUGGAACAGUGGCUCGCAGCGUUGGAGAAGCUCCUCGCUAUCCUGAACGAGUUUUUGGCAAGGAAGGAAGCCAAGUGGUAG
This is a messenger RNA of Alternaria arborescens, 618 nucleotides long. RefSeq lists its product as hypothetical. Gene Ontology annotation, cellular component: cytosol; cytoplasm; membrane. Bases 1 to 618 code for a protein of 205 amino acids. Gene Ontology annotation, biological process: intermembrane lipid transfer; ceramide transport. The record is from RefSeq and is a predicted model, not a curated record. Lineage: Eukaryota; Fungi; Ascomycota; Dothideomycetes; Pleosporales; Pleosporaceae. Gene Ontology annotation, molecular function: ceramide 1-phosphate binding; ceramide 1-phosphate transfer activity. The transcript has 3 exons.